GUUCGCCUCUUGGCUGUGCAGCAGAAGGACGUACCUGUGUUUCAACGUCGCUCUUCACGUGUACUCUGCCGCCGAACAAGGAAAUUUUGUGUCGCCGCAGUUUUGUUGCAUCUGGUGCUCCAGUUCUGUGCCCGUUGUGACAUUACAAGACAAUCCACCCUGAGAUUUCCCGCCGUCUGCCACCGAGUUUUUUCUUCGGCCGCACAACUGUGCCGGUGGAUGACCCACUCUAUCUUCAAUUUGACGUUGUCGCUGAAGACGAUGGUCGUCAACAACUGAGCAGCAUUGGCCUCUGAAUUCAGAAAUGAGACAGGGAAACAUGGAUGAAAUCCCGUGGGACCUUGCUACAAUGCGCGAGGAGGAGUUCGAGCACCGCACCGUCUACAUGGUGAUGGACAGGGUGCCGGAGCCGGGAUGCCCCAACCGUGCGCAAGAAACUCUGCCCCGAAACCUUGUGCUCAAGAUGUCUGAAACACUUUUGGACGUGCAUGGUGUAUGGAGCACAGGCGUGAUUCCCCGUGGAACCCGUUUCGGGCCACUGGUGGGCGACAUUUAUGCCAAAGACGAGGUUCCCCAGACCAAGAACAAAAAAUACUUCUGGAGGAUCUACAAUGACAACGAAUCGUACUACUAUCUGGAUGGCUGUGACGUUUCUAAAGCCAACUGGAUGAGGUACGUCAACCCCGCGGACUCGGCCGAGUCGCAGAACCUAAUAGCCUGUCAGUACAAGACUAACAUUUACUUUUACACGACGAAAACCAUCCAGCCCGAUCAAGAGCUGCUGGUGUGGUAUUGUCGCGAGUUCGCCGAAAGACUGAACUACCCGCUGACGGGAGGACAAAUGUUGCAGCGCAUUCGUCAGCAAGUGCAAAAUGCAAACAUGGAUAAGGAGGAGUCAAACGCUCUAUCGGACAUUAAGGACGAGAAUGAGGACGCGCAGAUGGUUGACAUCGAAAGCGACCACACAGACAAGCCAUCGGCCUCGCCACAGGUUCACUCGCCGCUGAUGGCCUCGCCCUCUAGCAAGGAACAUUACGAGCAGAGGUCAAGCCAGCUCACCCCGACUGAUGGCUCUGUCCGCUCAGACGAAGGAUACAACAGCCAUGGGUACCAGGACGAUGCAUUCACUCCUCCGGAAGACAGCAGCGACUGCGACUCUGAAAAUAACUACGUGCUGGAUUGCAGCAAGAAGUCCAGCGACAAGUCAAGCACGAGCGUCAGCGUGGUCAGCUCAGCAUCCACUGGCAAAAGCUACAUGUGCAGCGAGCUGGAAGACUGCAAAAACUCUUACCGCAAAGUCAAAAUCAAGAUGUCCAAGCUGACUUACAAAACCAAGUGCGAGAUAGCCCCCAAGGCUAGCAGCGCCGUGGGCAUCCCGAUUAUGGACAGCGACAAGGAGGCCAGUCCGGAACCAGUGCGGUGCCCCAAAAGCCCGGUCCUGGUGGCCACGAGCACGACCCCGGAGGCGAGCAAGGCGCCCAGCCCAGUGGGCUUCAAGCCGUACAAGUCCUACUACGAGAGCCACCCGGCCAGCAAGAACCAACCUGGCUCCAUCCUCGAGAAUAUCCUCAUGAGGCGGGCGGACAUCAACAGCGGCGUGCGCCGGUCGGUCGACUCUGCAGUCUCGACCAGCGAGGUGUCCCCGUCCAGCCCCACCGAGAUGGCGUAUUCGUACAAAAAGUCGCACCGCUACCACGCUCUGCCCCCCAGCCCGGACUCAAGCUCUCACCAACAGCCGACGGUGGUGCAUGUGUCACCACCUCCUCCGCCGUCCCACCAGGCGAGCCGCGCACAGUCGUCCCCGGUGCUGCCGCCGCCGACCCACCUCCCGCUCGAGGUUUACAGCCCCACCUAUUACAACAUGUACCCCCAUCCUCACGCGCACCCGGGCUUCCACCCUCACCACCCGCACCAUCAGGGCUCGCUGAUCCACUCGUCGACGCCUAACUCGCCACCCUACAUGAUGCAGCACUCGCCGCACAUCAAGUCCUUCUCGCCACCGCCCGGCAACCUCAUGUCGCAGCUGCACCUCAAGAGCCCACCCCCUGGCUCGGUGCCGCAUAGAUCACCAUCACACUCGUCGCUGUCGCCCUGCGGAAGUCCAAUGAGCCCCAACACGGCGGCCGCCAGGGGCUACAGGUCGCUGCCGUACCCUCUGCAGAAGAAGGACGGCAAGAUGCACUACGAGUGCAACGUUUGCCUCAAGACCUUCGGCCAGUUGUCCAACCUCAAGGUGCAUCUGAGGACGCACUCGGGCGAGAGGCCCUUCAAGUGCGACAUCUGCACCAAAAGCUUCACCCAACUGGCCCACCUGCAGAAGCACCACCUCGUACACACAGGGGAGAAGCCUCAUGAGUGUAACAUUUGCAACAAGAGGUUCAGCAGCACCUCAAAUCUCAAGACUCACCUUAGGCUACACUCAGGUCAAAAGCCCUACAACUGCGAUUUUUGUACUGCCAAGUUCACCCAGUUCGUCCACCUGAAGCUGCACAAACGGCUUCACACAAAUGAACGCCCAUUCACAUGCAAACGCUGCAACAAGAAGUACAUCAGUGCAAGUGGACUCAGAACACACUGGAAGACAACCGCUUGCAAACCAAACAACAUUGACGAGGAAAUUUCCUUGGCUGGUGCCUCGCCAACCGGUCACCGCUUCUAUGAAUAUGCUUCCUCUGACGUAAGCAUAGGCAGCUUAGAAAAGGAGGCCCAUGACAUGGACUCAAGAGACUCUUUCGAGGGCCGAGUGGAGGGUGGCAUGAACAUUCACCCACACCCUCACCCUCAACUCCUGCAGCCUCCGCAGAGGCCGAGUGUAAUCGAGUCGUCGCAGCAUCACGUCAUCGAAUGCACGUAAACGUGUUAGAUUUAGUCAGACCGCUUCCCACUGACUGCCUCCGGGCCACCCCCUGGCCAUCCUUCUGGACGUGAGCCCACCGCCCCCCAUAAAAGUCUCACCUCUCUGCUUUUCAUUGUUUCGGUUUCUGUGCAAGCGCUUUAAAUGUAAACAUACUACAAACACGAAAAUUAGAGCGAUCCGGUGAAUGUAUAAAUCUCAAUCUCUCUGCGUAUUUUGAAUUGUGUACAAAUUUCAUGUUCAAUUGGAUGACUGUUACAAAAAUUUUGCAUGCAAAAUUACUCGAGAAAAUCCGUCUCAGGCAAUUAAUAAUCCUCAUUUUGGUGGUAACAUGUUGAAGCAUAAUAUCUCUAUUUAAUUAUACGACUCACACACUCACACGACACACACACUCUCACUCACAUGUAUUGUUAUCUUGAAUGUGAUAUCUGCUCCUAGGCGAACUGCUACUGAUGUAAUAUUUUCUCUGUUAGUUAACUGAUAGUCCGCUAACCAAUUCUUUUUAUGUGUGAGUGACUGAUCUGCAUAGGAGAGGUCAAAGUGGGCACCGCCGCUGCAAUUUGUGAUAUGAAUUAAACUCGGGACUGCUGUCCGUUCUCCUGGAAAAAAAUUCCUUGCAGUGCAUUGUGGUGGUGCGCGCGGAGGCUGUCUCCUAAGCAGGCAAAACAUGCAAUACAAAACUGUCUUAACUGUAGGUAAAUCCAGACGUAUAAACACACUGAGACAGACAAGUACGGUAGCUCAAGUCGCUAAUGUUCAAAUGCUGCAAUUAUUACUAAUAUACACAUAAUGUAACCUUGGAAAACAUGUAGUGCGCGAUUACAUGAAAAAGUUGACUACACUCUCACACACUCACACACACACAAUGGAUGUGCUCAGCCUGUUGAGUAGGCAGCCCGCUACAAUUAUAUCUAUUUUUAUGCCAGGCAUUGGUCUAGACAUUCAAAAAAUAACGUGACCUUUCGGUCGGUGUGUGUUUCCAUACUGCUGUUGGAGAGCAUUUCUUGCCUGGAUCCGGUUCCUCACCUAUCCAACUGCAAAACUUAAACUCUGCAUCAUCCCACUGUCUUGUUCACGAUGAGAGAGAUGCCAAUGAUCUCAAAAUUGCGACUCACACACCCCCAACUCAAACUGACACGACUAACUAGACAGUUUUGCAAGACAAGUAGAAACAUACAAGACAGUCCCAACCGCGCUCGAGGAUGAGUUUCUAAAAAUGUUAGACUCGCUGCUUUUAUAUACAUAUAUUGUAUGAACAUUAUACUGUAAUUGUACUGUACUCACACAAAGCAUAUAGACACACUUACUCACACACUCACGUGGAAUGCGACAUGUUCACACGACGAAAAAUACACACGCAUCUUGAUAAAAGUAUAUUAUACAAUUUUUUAUGAGCUAGACGUCCUCUGCUAGAAUUUGUAUCAAACAUGAGAGGUGUUUGUUAAAAAGAAUUGCUUACAUUUCACACGGUAACAACACGUUUUUGGAGUAGCCACUUGAAAUUUCUCAUAGUCCCAACAUAGACGAGCAAAUUGACCAGGUAGUUAUCGCGAAGAGAGGAGAUUUAAUAACCCGAGAUAUUGUAACCAGAGAAAAAUAUGAUUGAGGAACUCUUUCGGACAUAUUUGUGCCUUGGAUAUUUAUAGAAAAAUUGCGUUUUGCAUUAACUGAGCUGAGAAAAACAGUCACACACAUUUUUGAGCAGAGAAAUUAAAACUGAAAAGCUAUUUGCAAAAUCUUUAACUGAGAAAUAAAAAGUAGGCAGACGUGAAAAGGCAGUUUUAUCGUUCUCUACUGUACAAUAGUGCUCUAGUGUUAAGCCGCGGUAUUGUAUAUAAACGAAUCGAGAUGAGUAAUUUAUUUUCUUAGUUUCUAGUUGUUGACACGAGAUAAUUUAUUGUAAAAUGUAGUAUUUAUAUAAAUUAUUCGGUUGUAACGCAGAUGGUUAAUUUAUUUGUCACCGCAAUUACCGACUUUCGCUCGCAAAUCGACCCCCAACGCGGGGCACGCAUUAACGUCACCGAUUUUUGUACUAUAUUUUUCAACUCCCAUUGAUAUUGUCAUAAUAUAGGCGGGCGGACGCGCGCGGCGAUUUAUAUUUUGGCAAGCCUCGCGCCGCCUGCCCCCGCCGGAUUUGCGUGCGAGACUCGGGCAAAUUGAAGCAAACAAACGGGAAUCCUUCAUUCCAGGCAGUGCAUGAUGACGAUUCUUAUGAUACUUUCGCCGCCAACACACACUCAUUUCAAGUCAAAUCGGGCCCCCGACAUGAUAUAGAUCAGUGUUGAUAAACGUAAAUGUAUGCGCCAAACACUAUCCAAUAGCAGAGGCAUCAUAAUAAUACAUACACUGUGUAGACGAAAAAUGCAACCCACACAACUUAGGUCGGUUCAGUUUAUUGGAAAACCCGCUACUAGGUGUCAGAUUCAUCAAUUUAGUACAGCUAAACAAACACACACCCACACAAGCAGUUAAUUACGUAGCCACGAUCGAUAAGCAUUAAUUACAGCAGUCGUACAAACUUGCAUACCUAAAAUAAUCAUAAUCUCACGAACACACACAGAAGCAGACAAAACGUUUUCCGCGAGUCGGUUGAUUGUGAAGCCGCGUACGCACGGCGGAACACCUGAUUUGCGCGGAAACGCAACUAUCCGACCCGUCGGUUCCGCGAGCAUAUAGGCAAUAUUAAUACAACAAACAAACUAGAUGGCUUUUUGUGGAUAACAAGCGCUCCGCCGUUUUUGUAUUUUCAACACACACACACAUUCACUCACUACUGUAACUGAGCGACGAUAUUUUUCAAUUCCUAAUUCAGCCGAGGAUUUGUAUUUAUUUUGAGAUACAUGUACGUUGUUUAUGAUCAUAUAUACACGAGAUGUAGGCAGCUACAAUGGACUACGCAGUUUUUUCAGUCAGAGUUCGUUUUCUAUGGGCUCCUUUUGGAACGAUAUAUAUAUUGUAUACACACAAACUCUCACUCACAUGCAGAUUGCAGAUUGUACUAGUUGAAACAAUAUUAACUAUCUCGACAGACGAGGAAUGGAGGAGAAUCGCGACAGGCUCCCACACACGAUGAUAAUUUAUUAUUACGCUAUAGGUAGACACGUCGCGUUAUACCGCGUUUGAUUUUGGUGCAAAUCACGCUGACUCUUUUUCGUCUUCGUUGGCAUUCUCGAAUUACUAUUUGUUGUACGUAUGUAUACUGUUCUCGUGUUGAUUUGUCACUGAAACGCGCUUGUGGGACUGCUCUCUGUGUGCGCGCCAGACUCGAUCGCGCGCACCCGCGAAACCGAAACCCGCCGCGGCGGUUUCGUGAACAUAUAAAUAGUGAUGAAGCUGAGCUGUCAGUGUACAUUUUCUGUAUUUAUGCGAAGCCGAUUAUGUGUUGAUUAUUUAUUGGUAACUAGAUGCUACGUUGAUGUUAUGUUGCGUGUGCAUUCGGAAGAAAUGUAUUUCAUCUCACUGUCAACCGAUUAGUGUACACUCAAUCUCUCAUACACAUAUACACUGAUUGUGCUGGAUACGGAGAGAACAUACUCGAAUUGUGUUUUUAUUUGUAAAUCUCAUUAUAAUUUGAAUUUCAUUUCACCAUGACUGAAGCCAUACCGGAAAAAUUGAAAAUAAAUAAAAAGCAUGUAAAAAUA
Cloeon dipterum is the source of this 6495-nucleotide messenger RNA. RefSeq names its product Blimp-1 (gene Blimp-1). Gene Ontology annotation, biological process: regulation of transcription by RNA polymerase II; cell fate commitment. The record is from RefSeq and is a predicted model, not a curated record. Lineage: Eukaryota; Metazoa; Arthropoda; Insecta; Ephemeroptera; Baetidae. Gene Ontology annotation, cellular component: nucleus; cytoplasm. The coding region runs from base 305 to 2854 and encodes 849 amino acids. Gene Ontology annotation, molecular function: RNA polymerase II cis-regulatory region sequence-specific DNA binding; DNA-binding transcription repressor activity, RNA polymerase II-specific; protein binding. The transcript has 12 exons.